AUGUUGUGUUUCAACCAAGUGAUUCUGCUCUUUGCCGGCGCAUUGCUCGUCGCCGACGUGAUCCCCGUCGGGGCCUCCAAGACCGUCAUCCCCAAGGGCAGCUUCGACAGCCAGGCCGACUUCGACAGCCACUGGAACUACCUCUACCCCUGGGGCUCAGACCACAACGGCGGCGCGCGCAUGACCAAGGACAACGUCAAUGUUGACAAGGGCACCCUCACCCUCACGGCCACCAAGGUCAGCGGUCAGCCGCCUGCGACGCACGGCGGCCAGCAGAUCGCCAUCAACUACCUCAGCGGCGCGAUCCAUGCCAAGGAGCAUUUCAACGUCUCCCGCGGCGGCGGCUACGACUUCACGGCCGAGGUGAAGGCGACGACGACCAAGGGCACGUGGCCGGCCUUCUGGCUCACCGCGGUGCAGGGUUGGCCGCCCGAGAUCGACAUGGCCGAGUGGAAGGGCAGCGGCAAGAUCAGCUUCAACACGUUCAACACGAGCUCCAUCGUCGCGGCCGAGAACGUCGAGUACCCGGACCCCGACAAGUUCCAUAAGAUCAAGUGCGAGACGAGGGACCUCAACGGCGAGGACGUCCAGGCCAAGUUUUACUUGGACAACCGGCUCGUCACGACCCAGGUCGGCGCCGGGUACUUGGGGAAGCCAAUGUACUUGUGA
Messenger RNA from Colletotrichum graminicola M1.001, 669 nucleotides. Its product is annotated as glycoside hydrolase family 16. Lineage: Eukaryota; Fungi; Ascomycota; Sordariomycetes; Glomerellales; Glomerellaceae. The coding region runs from base 1 to 669 and encodes 222 amino acids. The transcript has a single exon. The record is from RefSeq and is a predicted model, not a curated record. Gene Ontology annotation, biological process: carbohydrate metabolic process. Gene Ontology annotation, molecular function: hydrolase activity, hydrolyzing O-glycosyl compounds.